ACAGACAGACAAGCUGGUCUGCAGACGCACACGGCUCUAUGCGCUCCGACAGCAGCAGCAGCAGCAGCGCAUGAGAAACAGAAAGGGAGGAAAGUGCGCAAGUUAAGUGGCUUUCAGACUCUCCGGGCUCCAGCAUGGCGUAUCCUCAGGGCUACCUGUACCAGCCGUCCGCGUCUCUAGCCCUGUACUCGUGCCCUGCGUACAGCACCAGCGUGCUAUCGGGACCCAGGACCGAGGAACUUGGGAGAUCCUCCUCGGGAUCUGCUUUUGCGCCCUAUGCCGGAUCUACCGCCUUCACCAGCGCCUCUCCGGGCUACAGCUCCCACUUGCCAUACAGCGCGGACGCGGCGGCAGCUGCCACAUUCACCUCGUACGUGGGUUCUCCCUACGACCACGCUUCGGGCAUGGCCGGCUCGAUAGGAUACCACCCUUACGCAUCACCCUUGGGUAGCUACCCUUAUGGUGACCCAGCGUAUCGUAAAAACGCAACCCGGGACGCCACCGCCACCCUGAAGGCCUGGCUCGGCGAGCACCGCAAGAACCCCUACCCGACCAAGGGGGAGAAGAUCAUGCUGGCCAUCAUCACCAAGAUGACCCUCACCCAGGUGUCCACCUGGUUCGCCAACGCCAGGAGGAGGCUAAAGAAGGAGAACAAGAUGACCUGGACCCCUCGGAACCGGAGCGAGGACGAGGAGGAAGACGAGAAUAUAGAUUUGGAGAAAAACGACGACGACGAGCCAAACAAGCCCACAGACAAGGGAGACUCCACAGACACAGAAGCAGGGGACAUGGGCUGUGACAGGUUUAAAGAGGAGAGCCAUGGCAAAGACUCGGAUCCCCUUCUGAGCGACUCGGAGUUAAAAGCAGCAGGAGCAGGAGGAGCAGCAGGAGGAGGAGCAGCGGACUACGGGGCUGCUGCUGCCGGAUUCCGCCAAACCCACCACCUCGUCUCCCUCGUCGGUGCCCCGGGGGAACCAGGGAACCAGGACAAGCCGUCAGAUCUGAGCCACGCGUCCGGCACGGUGACCAGCAACGUGACCUCUGUUAUCCACUCGCCCCCUUCGGCCCCGAAACCCAAACUCUGGUCCCUGGCGGAGAUCGCCACGUCCUCAGACAGGUGUAAGGGCAGCAGCGGUGAGGCUCCGGUUUGUCCCGGUUUGGGUCACAGCAGCGCGUCCCCGUCGCGGUCCUCCCCGCAGUGCGCGCUCCCCAGCAGCACGGUGCUCUCCAGGCCUCUGUACUACACCUCCCCCUUCUACCCCGGCUACACGAACUAUGGGGGCAGCUUUGGACAUCUUCACAGUACCCACGGCCCGGUGACCACGGGCUCCACGGCACAUUUCAAUGGAUUAAACCAGACUGUGUUAAAUAGAGCAGAGGCUUUGGUAAGGGAGAGCCAGAAAGUCAGAAGCCAAACGCAGAUAGAUCUUUGUAAAGACUCCCCUUAUGAACUAAAGAAAGGUAUGUCAAACAUUUAAUACCUGAAUAUUUUCCCACU
Messenger RNA from Anoplopoma fimbria (sablefish), 1498 nucleotides. It is a transcript of the gene irx5a, whose product is annotated as iroquois homeobox 5a. Gene Ontology annotation, molecular function: DNA-binding transcription factor activity, RNA polymerase II-specific; RNA polymerase II cis-regulatory region sequence-specific DNA binding. Gene Ontology annotation, cellular component: nucleus. The record is from RefSeq and is a predicted model, not a curated record. NCBI's taxonomy places the organism in Eukaryota, Metazoa, Chordata, Actinopteri, Perciformes, Anoplopomatidae. Gene Ontology annotation, biological process: neuron differentiation; regulation of transcription by RNA polymerase II; cell development.